Messenger RNA from Penicillium egyptiacum, 1311 nucleotides. NCBI's taxonomy places the organism in Eukaryota, Fungi, Ascomycota, Eurotiomycetes, Eurotiales, Aspergillaceae. The record is from the annotation of a GenBank genome assembly.
AUGUCCAAUAUGCCCCUGUCGGAUCUAGAUCAAGAUAUUACGCCUAUCCCCCGUUCGCGGGAGGAGAACCAAGAGAGAGCCUUUAUCGCUGCGUCCCGGCGAAAGGAUCGCAGCUUAGAUGCUCGCUUGGAAUCUGCUAACCGGGCUUCUAUGUUACAUAAGAAGCGCACGGGCAAGGCCUUUCACAUCACCAAGGAGAUUGUCGAGAAAGAAGCCAUGUAUGAAGAGGUCGAUGAGCGGUAUCAAGAAAAACGCAUUCUCAUGCUGCAACGCCAGAACGAGCAAAUUGAAAAGCAAUUCCAGGACCAUCUAAUGGCCGCCUUCGCAGCCCGCGCUCAACUCAAUUCUUCCAUCCACAGCCGGCGAGCAAGCCACAUGACCCCACGCCCAUCAGCCAAUGGUGGUCCGCGCAAGAUGAGCUUGGACCUGUCUAAUAUGCGCUCUUCCUUCUCCCAAGGCUCAGGCCCAGGCUCAAUGGCGAGCCCGAUGCCAACGAGCGAUGGCUACUUACUAUCGCCCACGGCAUCAUACGACCCGAGUGCCCAGUCCUACAUGGCCUGCAUGAGUGGUUCCCAGACGCCAUACUCCGACAUGCCAUCGGGACUCCCAAACUACGUGAGCCAACAAGCCUCAGCACCAGCACCAGCCUGGAGCUCCCAAGUACCCGCAUGGGCCCCGAUGCAACAGCAGAACCCAACCCCUGGGCAAACCCCCACAGACACGCACGCCGUGCAAAUGUGGCAGCAGCAAAUGAUGCAGCAGAAUCAGAUGCCCGACACGGCAACCCAAAUGCAUCAGUUCAGAGAUCGCCUUGCGUCCGCACCGGAAUUGCCUCUGCAGCACUCGACGGCUCCACCGAUUCCCUCAGCAUCCAUCUCGGGCCCCACCGGCCAUAGCCCUUCCCAUGGUCACUCGCGCGGCCAGUCCCAGCCAUCGAACAACUUCCACAACCUCAGUCUCCUUACGCAGAGCACGCACCAUUCCCACUCGCAGAUCGCCCCCUCUAAUUUUAGCUCUCCUAAGAUCGAGGCCCUCUCAGCGGGCACUCACUCCACUCCAGACUUCUGUCCCACCCCCAACACCCCACUGUCGCCGAAGACUGCUACGGCGCAUGCUACUAUGUCGCCGGGUGGGAAGGUCGACAGUGAUGGCAUUAUGGUCUCGCAUGAGGGGAUGGAUCCUGAUUUCACGGAUUUCAGUCAAUUUGCUUUCCACCUGGGGAACUCGACUGUUCCGCUUUCCGACCGUGAUCAGCCUUUUGGCUUCGAUGAUCUUCUCGCUGUUGAUGAUUUCACCAGCGUCUCUUGUUAA